CAUUUUUUGCACGCUUUUCAACGCCCCAUGGGACAUAUCCGUUGAGCGACAGCAGGCUUACAACCCACAGUGGCAAGUCCAACAGACAGCAGCAUGUCUCAAACAACAACCCGAUAUGUCUUCCUCCGCACAACCGCCCUCCUAAUACUCGCACUCGCAACCGCAACCGCCGACGCACUACCUCUCGUCGAGCGAGCGGUCGCGGAGGAAGGCGCAGCAGCAGCAGCCGCAGCCGAGGGAGGGUCGGGAGGAACAUGGUGGAAGAUAUUGGUGAUUGCUGGGUUGGUUGCUAUUGGGGGGUUGGUUGCUGGUUUGACGCUCGGACUUAUGUCGCUGGACGAAACGGACUUGAGGAUUUUGCUGAGCGCUGGGACGCCUGCGGAGAAGAGGGCUGCGGCGAGGAUUGCGCCGAUUAGGAAGAACGGGCAUUUGCUGCUUGUUACGUUGUUGAUUGUUAAUGCUGUUAUCAAUGAGACACUUCCGAUCCUACUAGACGAGGUUGCGGGUGGAGGUUGGCAAGCUAUCCUGAUCUCCACCGUCCUCGUCCUCGUCGCCGGCGAAAUCAUCCCCCAAGCCGCUUGUUCGCGGUACGGGCUCCAAAUCGGCGCAUUUUUCGUCUGGCCCGUCCGCAUCAUGAUCUACGCCAUGUUCAUCAUCGCGUGGCCGAUCUCCAAACUCCUUGAUGCGAUCUUGGGUGCUGGGCAUGGCGCGAUUUACAAGAAAUCGCAGUUGACGGAGUUGGUUGCUUUGCAUGGACCGGAGGAGGGAAAUGCGCUUACGCAUGAUGAGGUCAAGAUCUUGCAGGGUGCGCUGAAUGUGCAUGAGAAGACCAUUGAAGAGAUCAUGACUCCUUUUGACAAAGUUUACAUGCUCUCAAGCGACACAAAACUCGACCGCGAAACCAUGCUCGACAUGCUCCGCAAAGGCCACUCCCGCAUCCCCAUCUACAAAGAACAUCGCACCAACGUCGUCGGCAUCCUGCUCGUCAAGUCAAUCAUCCUGGAAGACCCCUCCAAAGCCGUCCCCAUCUCCUCCGUCCGUCUCAUCACCCAAUUCCCUCGCCUCAAACCCGACACGCCUCUCCUUGAUGUCCUUAACACCUUCCAGGAGGGCGCGUCGCACAUGGCGUUCGUCACCGACUUGAAGGGGGCGGAUUUUGUGGGGAUUGUGACGCUCGAGGAUGUGGUGGAGGAGAUCAUCCAGGAGGAGAUUGUGGAUGAGACGGACGUGUUUGCGUCGAAUUCGGAUACGAAGCCGCUUGUUAGGCCGAAGACGCUCGUCAAGCUCGCGGGCGCGCUGCUGAAAAGGAACUCGGUAAAUAACAGGGAUACGUACUCCGCCACGUCUUCAGGGCAACAACACCCGCGCGCCAAUUCGGCCCCGCUUUCUAAAUCGAGGAAUGAGACGGCGCCGCAUGCUAGCACCGCCGCACUCCUACCCGCUGCUAACGAAUCGACAAAUACCAUCCCCACCUCCUCCACUACCGCCAUAUCACCAGCCCGCACCUCUCUAACCGCCACGAAGGCAAAACCAAGCACCAAACUCCCCCUCCCCGCCACACCAACACACACUCCAACCGCCCCACCACCGAAAGUAAUAGGCUGGCGCCGUGAAAAGCGCCGCGCACACUCCGACCCGGAGGCCGGCAUGCCCAUGUCUGUCAUCUCACCCUCUGAUUAUGCGAAUAGGAGCUCGCCGUUAAGGGGUGAGGUUACGUCGAGUGAGGAUGGAGUAGACGGGUCAAGGGAGGUUACGAGGGACGGACGGAUCUUGCAUGCGAGGGAGACGGUUGCGGAGCCGGAGGAGCAUCAUGAGAAGAGUGACAAGGAUGGGAACAUACAUACGAAUGGCGGCGUAUGAAGGCUUCUUGCAAAAUACACAUUGGACAUACUGACACUACCUAAUAGAAGUUCGAGCGAAAGACGGUAAUACAUGACAUUUUCACAUCA
Fimicolochytrium jonesii is the source of this 1949-nucleotide messenger RNA. RefSeq lists its product as uncharacterized. The record is from RefSeq and is a predicted model, not a curated record. The transcript is spliced from 4 exons. NCBI's taxonomy places the organism in Eukaryota, Fungi, Chytridiomycota, Chytridiomycetes, Spizellomycetales, Powellomycetaceae. Gene Ontology annotation, biological process: magnesium ion homeostasis. Gene Ontology annotation, cellular component: intracellular membrane-bounded organelle. The coding region runs from base 94 to 1860 and encodes 588 amino acids.